AUGGUGAAGUUCAGGCAUUACAAACCUCGGUCAUUACAAAUUUGCAGUCGUGAGAGAAAAAAAUAUGACGCUUUUUUGAGCUUUCGAGGUCCCGAUGUGAAAAAAACAUUGGUUGAUCAUCUCUAUCAAUCUCUCUUCCCUGCUGGAGUGAAUGUCUUCAUAGACAGUGAGAAACUGGAAAAGGGGCAAAAUAUUGGAACAAAUCUGGAGCAAGCCAUUCAAGAUUCUACCAUCUAUAUACCCAUAUUUUCUCCUGAUUACUCUACUUCAGAGUGGUGCCUGAAAGAAGUCUCCCUCAUGUGGAAGCUCAAAUCCACUAGCACAUACCCUAUAGUGAUGAUACCUCUUUUUUAUAAUGUUGAACCAUGUGAAGUCAGAUAUGCUGAGUGGAUAGGACCAUAUGCUGAGGCUUUCACUAAACAUCGGACAAAAGGUAGGCAUAGCGAAGGGGAGAUAGAAGGAUGGAGUGAUGCGCUAAACCGAGUCUCUUGUUUAUCUGGGUGGUCUCUCAAGGAAACGUCCUUCGGGUUCGAAGGGAGGCUUGUGAAACAAGUGGUAAAGGACGUUCUCCAGACAUUGGACAUUGGAGUGUUAGAUGUAGCCAUACGCCCUGUGGGACUCAUUCCUCGCUGUGACGAGGUGAUUAAGUUGUUGAAACUGGGCGAUAAGACAAGUGAUAAAUUCACCCUUGGUGUUUGGGGCAUGGGUGGUCUGGGUAAAACCACCCUGUCAAAAGCCCUUUAUAACAAGAUCCAUCACUUCUUCGAAGCUUCUAGUUUUGUAUCUAAUGUAAAAUCAGAGUCGUCCAUCCGGGGUCUUAGAAAAUUGCAACAACAGAUCUUCAGGGAUCUGCUGAAAACACAGGUAAAGGUAGAUAAUAUAGAUCAUGGAAAAGUUCCAAUGAGGAAUCGUUUGGCAUCCUUACGAGCACUGGUGGUUUUGGAUGAUAUUGACAAUGUGCAACAGUUGGAUGCUCUCAUGGGUGACUGGUUUGGAAAUGGUAGCAGAAUAAUCAUUACAACCCGAGAUAAACGUGUCUUGGAGGUGCGACAAGUUGAUUUGACUUACCCCAUGAGAGGACUUGAACUUGCUGAAGGUGUGGAGUUAUUCAGUUGGCAUGCCUUUCUCAGAGCCCAUCCCCAAAGAGGUUAUGAAGAUAUAACGGAGAGCAUUGUGAAAUCUUGCUCAGGUCUUCCUUUGUGCUUGGAAAUUAUAGGCACAGACUUGUAUAAUAGAAAUCACAUUGCAUAUUGGACCGAGGCUCUACGCAAACUUGAAAAUGUAGGCCACAAUUCUGUUCUUGAAACCCUUAAAAUUAGUUACGAUACUUUAACCCAUGUAGAGAAACACAUCUUUUUAGACAUAGCCUGCUUUUUCGUCAACCUCAAGAGCAGCAUCUUCAUUCAGAAUAGGGCUUUCAAUAUGGAAUUUUAUGAUAGAUUCUGGACUUCUCUAGGGUACGAGCCUGUGUAUACAAGCCUUAAAACUCUUGAAGAGAAGGCACUCAUUGUAGUACAUAAGCACAGAUACAGUGAGGCCAUAGAUGAGGAUAUAGAUGAGGGGGAUCACUCAGGUCAGUACUUUUGCGAAUUUUCCAUGCAUGAGCUGAUAAGAGACAUGGGUAGACGAAUUGUUGUAGAGGAAUGGGAGAAGGAUCCAGCCAAACGCAGUAGAGUUUGGAGGGAGGAGGAUAUAAGUACACUAAUGGCUUCUACUACAAUCCAGGUACUGUUUAUCCUCUGUUCCACCCUUCACAGCAAUAAGUUGUUUUGUAAGUUUUUUGUUCAAUUUUCAAAUCUGAAAGCAAAAAUGAUGCAUUUAGUAUUACUGACGAGGUAUGGGUUGGGUCAGGAUGUUUUGAGGUCUAGAAACCUCAAACGUAUAGGGCCUAAUGUGGAGAAUGCGCAUGGAGCUUCAGCAUAUAGAUACUUUGGCACCAAUGCAGAAAUUAGUUUUCUUGAUGUGCUGGAAAUUCCAAUUAACAUGGCCGUACAAGAGACCGCUGGUGACCGUAAUGGAUCAUCUGUGCGGUCCUCUGUUCUGCCUAAAUCUGUAGCCCAACUCAUAUAUCUGCGAUACCUGGAUAUGAGCGGUACUAAACAAACCUGCCUUCCAAAAGAAGUCUGUGAACUUCACUGUCUGGAGGAGUUAUGUUUAAGUAGAUGCAGUUUAGAGGCCCUGCCUGAAGCUUUUGGAAAUCUUAUCAAUCUAAAGACGCUCGACGUUAGCAACAAUUUCUUGUUAGAAUUUCCACCAAGCUUUCAACAUCUGCAAUCUCUAAGGAAUCUUGAGAUGGAUUGGAAUGAACAACUUGUGGCAUUUCCUUCUCUUCCAAACAAUCUGAUUGCUCUCAGUGCCAGAAGAUGCUCAAAAUUGCAAGUGAUAUCUCUCGAUAUCAUGCGUUCUUUAGAGACAAUAGAUCUAUCUCACUGCAAAAGCGUCACUCGACUUCCAGAAUUGGAAAGUUGCAUAUCCUUGAGAAAUCUGAAUGUAGAUGGGUGUAAGCAGUUUGUUAAAUUGGAUGCUCUUCCACAAAGGCUCGCUUCUUUACGCAUUUCAGGCUGCUCACAAUUGCAAGAUUUCCCCUUCAUCCACCAGCGAAGAGAUGUGGUCCCUGCUUUCGCACGCUCCCAUAUGUCUGGUGCCCGAACCGAAUCAUUCGGCGGGAAUGAAGUGCAAAGCUUGUGCAUGAUAGGCUGUGACCGCAUUCGACUAAAUAUUUACUAA
Cryptomeria japonica (Japanese cedar) is the source of this 2727-nucleotide messenger RNA. RefSeq names its product disease resistance protein Roq1-like. The transcript is spliced from 5 exons. Bases 1 to 2727 code for a protein of 908 amino acids. NCBI's taxonomy places the organism in Eukaryota, Viridiplantae, Streptophyta, Pinopsida, Cupressales, Cupressaceae. Gene Ontology annotation, biological process: defense response; signal transduction. Gene Ontology annotation, molecular function: protein binding; ADP binding. The record is from RefSeq and is a predicted model, not a curated record.